Molecule: messenger RNA, 850 nt
Organism: Cynara cardunculus var. scolymus (artichoke)
Lineage: Eukaryota; Viridiplantae; Streptophyta; Magnoliopsida; Asterales; Asteraceae
Exons: 1
Coding region: 52-717 (221 amino acids)
Biological process (GO): defense response to other organism
Source: RefSeq, a predicted model, not a curated record
CAUUCGCAAAGGAAAGUAAUUAAACACCUUUAAUUUGUGUUCCCCGCCCAAAUGGCGGACGAUAGUUUCUCCAUAGAUAGUGGCAACUCGUGGUGUAACCUUAUUUUGGUCAUUAUCAUCUUCUUCAUCUUCUUUUCGAUAUAUAAAACCCGUGAGCUCCCAAGUAUCCAUGUCGAAGAAUUUUACGUUCCCACCUUUAACUCCACCGCCGAUUCCACCACAACCAACAACACCAUCUAUAUCAACCUCAGACUCAAAAAUAGGAAUCCUGUAACUGGCUUGUACUAUGACGAUCCUCUCUAUUUCAACAUAUCUUUCGUCCCCAAGGACCAAACAAAAGCCAUCUCUUUAGCUGAAUUUGGGCUGCAUGGAUUCUACCAAGGUAAUGGAAAGGCUAAACACGUCAAAGGCCUGCUGAUGACCCGUGGUUUGCCACUGGUGGGAUCACCGGGCUCAAACGGGACAAAUAAUGAGACUCGAUCAGUGCCCCCACCACCAGGGGUUUUCAGAGUUGAUUUCUUUGGAAAAGUGAGGUACAAGUUAGUUGGGUACCACCAGAGACAUCCCAUGUUGUUGGCAGCUAAUGUGGUGGUCGAUGACAAAACUGGUGUAAAAGUUGGAAACAAAGCUAUUAGACUGGUGAAAUCCGGUGCUAGCGAUCUUAGACGAACGAUGCUUUUCCCUGGGUCUAUUUUGUUUGGCAUGCUACUUAUUUAAUUAGAUGUGAUACUUUUUGUUUUUGCUGGAAUGGUUUUUCCUUGUUUGUUACGUUAAAUCUUUAAUUUGCACUUGGAUUUUAUUUGCAACUCUUAAUAUAUAUGGGUUCAAAGUUGGUCUUUGGUUUGUCAAA